Monosiga brevicollis MX1 is the source of this 927-nucleotide messenger RNA. RefSeq lists its product as uncharacterized. Gene Ontology annotation, cellular component: cytoplasm; R2TP complex; ribonucleoprotein complex. NCBI's taxonomy places the organism in Eukaryota, Choanoflagellata, Craspedida, Salpingoecidae. The coding region runs from base 1 to 927 and encodes 308 amino acids. The record is from RefSeq and is a predicted model, not a curated record. The transcript has 12 exons. Gene Ontology annotation, biological process: rRNA processing; box C/D snoRNP assembly.
AUGGAUAUGCUGCGCAUUGUCGAUGAUGAGCCACUUGCGGCAACUGCAGAUGGCAGCUCACAGGGCGCCGAUCUGAGCUCGGACCUCGGCCCGGAAGCCGCCGAGGCGCUUUCCUCUGAAGCAUUCCAAAAGCUGCUCCAGGAGGUACAGGCCUCAACCUCCUCUGAACAGCAAGCCUCCAAAGACUUUGCUCUCGUCUCCCCCGAACCAGGCUUUUGCGUCAAAACAGACAUGGAGCAUGGUGGCAAGGUCUUUAUCAACGUUUGCCAUUCAGCCCAGGUGCCGAGUCCACCGUCCGUCUCUGACGAAGAGAUCAGCAUGGCCAUUGCCAACCUCGACAACUCGAAAUUUAGCAUCCCCAUGUCGGCAGGCGGCGAACACAUUGAGGUGGACAAUGCGGGAAAACCAUGCAGUGUCUAUGAUGUGAUUAUCAACUCGGACGUACUGACUCAGCUUGAAAACCGACUGGGCAUGCGUGACUUCUUGCUUGAGCUAGUUCUUUCGCUACUUGAAGCCAAACACGGCCUUUCCCUUAAUCGCGAGUACAAGUUGAUGAAGCGUCGCAAGAACAUGGGCUCGCUCCAACCGCAGUAUUGCCGCGUUAAAAAGCGCAAGGUGGCUGAAGUUGGGCGGCCCAUGAAGCUCAUGGAAGAGCUCGAAGCCGAAGCCGAGGCCGGCAGCGAUCAACCCGAAUUGGCGGGAGAAACGCCUCGGCACCGUCUGACCAAGGAGCCAGAGGAGAAUCCCGAAUUCUUGAUUCUCGAGGUCGAGACACCCGGACUGCUGCGUCUGCAUGCUCGGCCCAACGUCUAUUUCUUGCAUCUGGACUUACCAACGCCCGUCAUUGCUACCGAAGUCUCGGCACAGUUUAACAGGCGGACGGCCACCCUCACCGUCGUGAUGCCCGUUGCAAAGAGCAAUUCCUAA